Messenger RNA from Acanthopagrus latus (yellowfin seabream), 2538 nucleotides. RefSeq names its product histamine H3 receptor. Gene Ontology annotation, biological process: adenylate cyclase-activating adrenergic receptor signaling pathway. Gene Ontology annotation, molecular function: histamine receptor activity. Lineage: Eukaryota; Metazoa; Chordata; Actinopteri; Spariformes; Sparidae. Bases 583 to 1845 code for a protein of 420 amino acids. The record is from RefSeq and is a predicted model, not a curated record. Gene Ontology annotation, cellular component: membrane. The transcript has 3 exons.
AUUAUUAUUAUUGUCUUAGAUGGACUUCCCACGUGCUUGUAGACAUUUCAACUGUCAGGUCAAUAUCGUCUGCAUGUUGGUGUUAGAUACUAUGCUUCGUGCGGGGAAGUGUUGAGAAGCUGUCGCUGAAAUCAAACACAUCCAAACCACUCCAGAAAUGCAAAAAUAUGUAACAUUUGAACGCCCCAAGAAACCAAGCUGUUGUCCUUUUAUUUUGAAAACCCGACCGGAUAUACUGUAUAUUAUCCACCCCCGUGAUCUUGACGGCGGUAACAAAAGCAAGUGUGCGCUCCUCGGUACCCACACACACACAUCCAGCCGUGUUAAUGAUCAGCUGACCGCACAGAGGAGCUGCAAUUAAUUACUGCAAACUGAGUUUUAUCUACAAACUUGUGAGCACAUCACAGAACUCCUCUGAGGGGACCAUGGGGGGUUUGGGGAAAGUCCUCUCCUCCACUCACAGGUCUCCAGUCCUGUGUGACUCCCCGGUGAAGUGGAGCGGACCGCGCGGGCUCCUGGCCGGACCUGUCUGCUGUGUCAGCGCGUGAAGCGAAAGCGAUGCUCGCGGCUGUGAACUGAACUAUGGGCGCGCACAUCCUGGAGUCCAACUCCAGCGGCAACUUGACCCCCGCGGUGUCCGAGGCUGGGACCGUCCUCCCGGGCUACCUGGCGGUGAUCCUGUCGGUGCUCAUGGUGACUCUGGUCGUCGUGGUGGUGGCCGGGAACGCGCUGGUCAUCAUGGCUUUUAUUGUGGAUAAAACCCUGAGAAAUCAAAGCAACUACUUCUUCCUCAACCUUGCCAUAUCUGAUUUUCUCGUCGGUGCCUUCUGCAUCCCGGCGUACAUCCCGUACAACCUGACAGGCAGGUGGAUGCUGGGUAAGGGUCUCUGCAAGGUGUGGCUGGUGAUGGACUACCUGCUCUGCACCGCCUCAGUCUUCAACAUUGUCCUCAUUAGUUAUGACCGCUUCCUGUCAGUCACGAGAGCAGUUAAAUACAGAGCGCAGCGAAACAUGACCCGCCAGGCUGUGCUCAAGAUGGUGGCGGUGUGGGUGCUGGCCUUCCUCCUCUACGGCCCCGCCAUCAUCUUCUGGGAGACCAUCGUCGGCAAGAGCAUCGUCCCGGCUCACGAGUGCUACGCCGAGUUUUACUUCACCUGGUACUUCCUGCUCUGUGCUUCUACCUUCGAGUUCUUCACCCCGUUCGUGUCCGUGGCCUUCUUCAACCUCAGCAUUUACCUGAACAUCCAUCGCCGGAACAAGAGCGGAGGCACCUGCGCCGACGACGAACCCAAAGUGCAAAAGAUCAGUAAGAAGCACAAAGACGGAGGAGGCUGGUCCGUGUUUUUUGUCAAGACUCGGAAGGUGUCGUCCAGCGAGCCGACGGCUAUCUCUGCAGUUAUCGAGGACGACGAUGUCCUGUCCCCGUCCUUCAGUGACGACCCUAACACCAGUCAGGUGUUCACGCAGAGGGAGAAGUUCUCUCCCAACAGAAAAAACUCCAGGCUGUUUCAGCACACGGCCUCCUGCACGGCGCCCGGCCGGAGGACACAGGGGUCUCGUCUUUCACGAGACAAAAAGAUUGCCAAAUCUUUAGCUAUCAUCGUCUGCAUUUUUGGGAUUUGCUGGGCUCCUUACACCCUCCUGAUGAUCAUUCGUGCCGCCUGUAGUGGUACGUGCGUGCCGAACUACUGGUACGAGAUCACGUUCUGGCUCCUGUGGCUGAACUCCGCCAUCAAUCCGUUCUUGUACCCUCUGUGCCACAGCAGUUUCCGAAGGGCUUUCUCAAAGAUCCUGUGUCCUAAAAGACAAUCAGUCCAGCCUCAGAUUGAGGCUCAGUCUUGUUAGAUGAACUUACUUGCACUUCUGUGCUUUAUGAAUGCAGUAACCGUUGCUGGUCAAACACUGUAAAAAAAAAAAAAAAAUCCAUACAUAGUUCUUCCAUCCAGAAAAAACACCAACUCAUUUUGUCAAAGAAUAUGUGACAGCAAUAUGGUAACUUGUACAGUAGUCAUGAGGAAUGUGCAAGAAAAAAAACCCUGCAGUUAUACUUAAUGACCGGGUAAAGCAAUGGACUCUCGCGGCACCUUUAAAAAGCCGAUACAGUUGCCCUUUGAUUCAAGAGCCAAUGUCAGAUUUAUUUCUGACUGGUGUACAGCUUCAUUUAAAAAAUGUACGCUAACCUCUGCAGACAAUCUGUUAUGUAGGACGGGAGGGAGUGGAGUGGUUUACGCUCUCUCACCUCUCACUUCUUUAUGUGCUGAAGGCUGCGAAAUGAUGACUUACGCAGCCAGACAGAAUUAGAUUACCGUCAUUUAGACUGAGAUAUAAUGCAAGAACUACAGUGAAGCCCACCGAGUCGUGAAGUGAAGAAGGCGACAUCCAUUUUAUCACCGAGCCGGUGUGGCGAGAAAAGGCUAAGGCUCUUUUAUGGUUUUAUAAUCUCUCUGCACUGGGAACCUUUUUUUUUACUUUUGAGUUUUGAAUGCUGUUAAUUUGACAGAAGGCCAUUUCUCUAUGUCUUCAAAAAAAAAAAAAAAA